GUGUGUGUGUGUGUGUGUGCGUGUGUGUGUUUUACAAGUCAAAUCUUGUGAGGGAGCUUUUUGCUCCAUUGAACAAUGAGAAAUAAAUCUUUGUGAAUAUGGGGUUGUCAAUUAGCUCCACGUUCCUGAACACACUGUGUAUGUGUAUGUGUAUGUGUGUAUGUGUGUAUGUGUGUGUGUGUGUGUGUGUGUGUGUGUGUGGUUGCCAGCGUGGCUGUUGUACUGAUAGAUCUCAACACAGCCUCUGUUUUCUAUUAGCAGAGUCAACCAGAGGAGAAGUCAACACAACUUCAAGAACCUUGAUAGGACCCCCAGUGUCCUACAAGAUCCCACCAUUUCCUCUCCAGUGAUCUCGUCAGGCGUUGGGGUGGAGGAAGGAAGGUGACCCGUGUCUAGGGUUUUCCUGCAAUUGUUGGCUCAGCAUUACAACAAAGGCCAAAUGACAAAAGCAUUUAGCAAUCUGAAGAGCACUUGGGAAACCAUGACCAGAACACUGUUAUUGCUCCUGUCUGCUCUCUGCUGCUGCCUAGCGGACAAUGUGGAGCUGCGCCGCACUAAGAGAGGGACUCGUUUUUACCGAGGUGAGCCCGACAGGCAGCCAGCCAGACGGACGCUUUUGAUUAUUCAUGUCACGAAGUCUUCACCCUCCUUUGACACCUUCCUACAUUGUGUGGAUGGCGACACGUCAGCGGUGCGUAGUUAUGGGGACACUUGGCUGCGAUGGAGGGGACAGCGCGUGGAGUAUUGCCGUUGUGCGUUGAGAGGACGAGAGCGUUGUCAUAUUGUGCCCGUCAUCAACUGCUACGUGUCUCAGUGCUACAACGGAGGAACCUGCAAGGAGGCCGUGUACACUUCGGACUACAUUUGCCAGUGUCCCCCAGGCUUCAGUGGGGCUCAGUGUGAGAUCAACUCCAAUGAGAGAUGCUUUGUGGGUCAGGGUGAAGGGUACCGCGGCACAUGGAGCAGCAGCCGUUCGGGAGCGGAGUGCAUCAACUGGAACUCCACGUCUCUGAGGGGAAGGAAGUUCACCCUGAGGAAAGCGGACGCCAGCAGCCUUGGACUGGGCAAUCACAACUUCUGCAGGAACCCUGACAACGACAGCAGUCCUUGGUGUUACAUCUAUAAAAACAGUCAGAUCGUCUGGGAGAUGUGUUCCACGCCCAAAUGUCCAGAAGAUAAGAACCAAGAAUGUGUGAAGGGCUCCGGUCAGUCAUACCGAGGCACCACAUCUGUCACGAAGAGCGGCUUUCGCUGCCUCCCGUGGGACUCCCCUGCGGUCAAGCACAAGCACAACACUGCGUGGAGAUCUGAAGCAUUGGAGCAGGGCCUGGGCAGCCACAGCUUCUGCAGGAACCCGGACGGUGACGCAGGUCCGUGGUGUCACACCUACAAGAGAAUGCAGCUGACCUGGGAGCUGUGCGACAUACCUAAAUGCUUGAGACGUCCAUCCGUCACUCUCGGCCCACGUGGCCCCACCACGAACAACAAUCACGGAGCAACAUGUGGCCAGCGCUUAGACAACACCCUGAAUCGCCCGGCGUUCCGCAUGUUUGGGGGCAGAGAGAGCGACAUCACGGAGCAGCCGUGGCAGGCGGCCAUCAACGUUUACCAGCGCCGUCACAGAAAACACUUCCACCGAUGCGGAGGAGUCCUCAUUGACUCCUGUUGGGUCCUGUCUGCUGCACACUGCUUCGAUUACAACGAUAAAGCCGAAAAAUUGGAAGUGAUUUUGGGGAGAACGUUCCGGAAGCAGAAUUCCAGCAGCGAGCAGAUUUUCAAGGUGGAGAAGUACUGGAAUCACGAGAAAUUCGACAACGAAACAUUUGACAAUGACAUCGCACUCUUGAAGCUGAAGACAGACAUUGGCAUCUGUGCCAUACACUCUCCAGAGGUUGUUCCUGCGUGUCUGCCUGAACGUGGGCUGGUGCUGCCCGACUGGACCGAGUGCGAGAUCUCGGGCUACGGAAAAGACUCAGAAUUUGCUGCAGAGUUCUCCGAGCGCGUUAAGAGAGGUUACGUCCGCCUGUGGCCCAAAGAGCGCUGCGUCCCAGACGUGCUGUCCCAACGCCCAAUCACCUCCAACAUGCUGUGCGCAGGUGAUACCCGAGGCCUGGACGACGCCUGCAAGGGAGACUCUGGUGGCCCGCUUGUCUGUCGGAACAAUGACAAGAUGACUCUGAUGGGUGUGAUCAGCUGGGGCGACGGGUGCGGGCAGAAGGAUAAGCCUGGGGUCUACACCCGCGUCACCCAUUACAUCGACUGGAUCAACAGCAAAAUCAAGGCAAACCCCGUCUAAAGGAAGAGAUCCUGCAGAGACACGUUGAUGGAUGAGCAUACCCAUAAACCCAAGUGUGCGAAGCAGCAAACGCAGACAUGUUGAUCAUUGUGAAGAUACACAAGAGAGGUCCACGGGAGUCUUGAUUAUGUUGUCUGUUGAUCGAAAUCCAAACUGAUGGAGGUUUUAAACCAGCAGGACCACGCCAACAGAGGCGCAAGGAUCUCAAUCAUGAGUUUCCAUUCUCGGCGUGCUCAAGUGUUCUGGUUCUUACUGUGUUAAAUGUGAUACGUGGACAAACUACAAACAAACGGACUCUUUCUCAUUCUGGGCCAUCCGGAUCGCGAUAAUACUUUUUUGUCUGUUCACGCAAACGGUGUCUUUGCGCGUUUUCUGAAUAUUUCGUCCACCAAAAAUUGAGAUUCGGGCAGUGAACCUCACCGCCUGACAGGAAAAGGGAAUAUAUAUUCCUCUACUCUUUCUGACUGGCUUUGUGCCGGUUUAUGCAAAUAAGUCCCACGUGGUAGACUUCAGCAGGGCAGUGGCGUUUCUAAUCCUAAAGCACACUCCACUCAACACAGGCAAUUACUUUGCAAUGACUUCUAGAUGUGAGGUCACAUUAUAAAUGUUCUGCAUUUGCUCUUGUUGGGGCUUGAGGGGUUUCAGAUCAAAACACAGAACGUAUCUGCUGGUUCAGAUCGUGCUUGUUUCUUGCAGUUUGAGCUCCUUUCACUCCCCGCUGCCUUAUCGAUGGGAUUAGAUUUGGACCGGUGGAGGUUUUGAGACACAAACCCGCACCACCUUUUUAUUACAAUUUGUUUUUAAAUGAGAUUUCCGGAGCACUUCUCCACCAGACACCUGGGUUGAGCCCAGCAUGUAUAUAACAUGUAUAUUGUCUGAAUAUUACUUUUUAUAUUGCAAAUGACUUGGGGCUGUUCUUUUCUGUUCUACAUUAAAACUGAUUAUUGACUGCAAAA
This is a messenger RNA of Cyclopterus lumpus (lumpfish), 3252 nucleotides long. It is a transcript of the gene plat, whose product is annotated as plasminogen activator, tissue. Lineage: Eukaryota; Metazoa; Chordata; Actinopteri; Perciformes; Cyclopteridae. The record is from RefSeq and is a predicted model, not a curated record. Gene Ontology annotation, biological process: plasminogen activation; smooth muscle cell migration. The transcript has 16 exons. Gene Ontology annotation, molecular function: serine-type endopeptidase activity. The coding region runs from base 440 to 2296 and encodes 618 amino acids.